Hyaloscypha bicolor E is the source of this 3651-nucleotide messenger RNA. Its product is annotated as L domain-like protein. The transcript has 3 exons. Lineage: Eukaryota; Fungi; Ascomycota; Leotiomycetes; Helotiales; Hyaloscyphaceae. The record is from RefSeq and is a predicted model, not a curated record. Gene Ontology annotation, molecular function: protein binding. Bases 305 to 3478 code for a protein of 1057 amino acids.
CGGAGGGAGAAGUCCACAAGAAAACGGGCUCGAGAGCGGUUCACGCCAAUUGGCCAUCCUCCUAUUAUUAGCCAAGUCAGGACGCUGCUAUCAGACGAGGCUCGAACUAGAAAUGACCUCGAGGACCGUUCCUUCCUGGCGUGCCUGUUAGAUGCGAUCGACCCCAUCAACAUUGCGCCAAACCUCAGCUCCAGUUCCUUUUGCGAACUUCUCCUUAACUAGCAUCGAUUCACGGGUACAUUGCUCAACAGUAUGACCAGUCACUGAAUAUCCUCCUCCUGUUCCGCCAACAACAAUUGCAACCAUGGAUCAGCCUACAAACCAGCCGAAACCCUCGCUCAUCCCGCGUCCGUCGAGGUCCUCGAGGCUUCCCGUCCCAAGCUCCACACUUCGGCCUGCUGCUUCCAGAGAAAACCUGCAGCAGUCCCCAAGACAGACCAUAAGCAAUCCCCGUCUGCGAAGUGCCCCAUCUCGAGAACACCUAUCUGCGUCAACCUCCUCGAAACCUCGACUAUCUUCAACACCUACCAGGAAACCUCAAGCUCCAGCUCUACAAACCCGCCAGCGAGAUGCUUCUGCAGAGACCGUCAUAUCCAAGCCGAAGAGCCAGCUUUUCAGAAAAGCUAGUGAAGAUGUGUUGUUCAAAAAGCCCUCGAAGCCGGUAUUACGGGAGGAGUUUGUGAGGCCGGAUUCCACAGAAGAACAUGACCCGCCGCAAGGAAAUGAAACUCUUCCUAUCGAAGAAGAGGAGCAAACAGAGGUCAACGCUCACCGGAAACCCCGUCCGUCGUUAUCAGAGCGAACGAUGGAAACUCUUCAAAACAUACCCUCUUCUCCCGCUAUGCGGAAACGAGGCUCCAGUUUCUUUGCCACGGAAAGUCCAGUGCGGCCCACGUCCAGCGGAACCCAGAAUUCGCGACCGGGGUCUAGCUCUGAUGGUUCAAUGAGACCACCAUCGCGAUCAGUGAGCUCGAGGCCAUCUUCAAGAGCUGGCCCGGCCAGCUCAGUGCCGGUAGAUUUCCGUGCUUCUACGAACACCUUCAGGCCUCCUCAGUCAACUCUCCAAGCUCCUACGCCGCUGAAGCGCCCAGGCAAUGCCAAGUCUCUCAAGACUCCUUCCAGUACUCGGAUCAAUGCUGAACUUGCGGAUAAUACCCAGCAGAGAUCACCGAGUCCAGUCAAACCAAUGGGAGGGCUUCCAACUAUAACAUCCGGAAGCAAGACCCUUUCAUCGCGGCCAUUGAAGCCACGAGCUUCUGUGACCGGACUCUUCCGUAAGCCUUCGAUGCCGGCGUUAGAUCAGUCGAACGAGUUGGAUAGAAUUGGUUAUGUUCCAAAGAAGAAAUCCGCUACUUUGUCAAAUACCUCAUCUGAAGCAGCAUCCUCGACUUCCAAAUCUUCCAAGGCGACGACAGCAAUUACUUCAGGAGAUGAUCAGGAAUCAACUCCAAGAAAGUCGUCUCUUGCACUGCGCGAUCAGAUUGCGAAGGCCAAAGCCGCCAAACGUGCUGCUGCCGCAAAGCAGGCUCCUACAGCUGCUCCGAGUGCCGAAGAAGAAGUGCCUGUCAUUCCAGCGGGUACCUUUGAUUUUGGCUUAUCAGAUGAUCCCUUCAAUCAGCAGAUCAACCAGCAUGGUGCGAAGGGGCUUCUACGGAAACGAAUUUCUGCGGCGAGAACUGAUGGCCGCCUCAAUAUUGCUGCCAUGGGAUUCAAGGAAAUACCCGAAGAAGUUAUGAAUAUGUAUAGUCUCGAGUCCGUUGGCACGAAAGACGGAACUUGGGCAGAGUCGGUCGAUUUGACUCGAUUUGUUGCUGCGGACAACGAGCUUGAAUUGAUUUGUGACGACGUCUUUCCUGAUGUUGAUCCACGGGAAGCUGGGGGUGAUGAGGAUGCCAAAGGCAAUCAGUUCGGAGGUUUGGAGACACUUGACUUACACGGUAAUGUCUUGAUUCAACUUCCGAUAGGUUUGAGAAGACUUGAGCUCCUGACGGCCCUGAAUAUUUCAAACAAUAAACUUCCCAAUGAUUGCUUUUCAGUACUAUCUCAAAUAAAGUCGUUGCGGGAUCUAAAGAUCGGAGGCAAUCUUUUGGCUGGUCCACUCGAUGCAAGCAUCACCAAUCUGCAGAACCUCGAGGCUUUAGAUCUGCAACGCAACUCUAUAACCUCUUUACCAGAGGGGUUCUCUGAACUUCGGCAGCUACGGGUGCUCAACAUUAACGAGAAUCGUUUCACUUCGCUGCCAUUCCAGACUUUACGCCGCCUUCCGCUUAUCGAACUCUCGGCUGCUAAGAAUAACCUUACUGGUACCCUCGUUACUGCGGAUGUUGAAGAGCUCCCUAAGUUACAAAUUUUGGACGUUACUAGUAACGCUCUUGCAAGUCUGGACCUUUCAGGAGUUCUCAGCCUUCCAUCUCUUCAUCAAUUGAGUUGCUCAUCGAAUCGACUGACUGGUCUUCCGGAUAUGGCAUCCUGGGUAUCCCUUCUGACACUCGCCGCUGAGGACAAUAACAUCGAAUCUAUUCCUGAUGGUUUCGUCACCUUGCCAAAGGUUAAGAAUGUUAACUUUAAUGGCAAUAACCUAAGAGUUUUGGAUGAUCGGAUCGGCGGCAUGGAAAGCUUGGAUAUUCUCCGGAUAGGCGGCAAUCCAUUGCGAGAUAAAAAAUUCUCUGGCAUGACGACUGAAGAUUUGAAGCGGGCCCUCAAGGCACGGAUGGCACCCCCUGAGCCCGAACCUGACAAGGAGGUGGAUGCUGAUGGUGCAUUCUAUUCUGCACCAGUAUCUCCAAUUUCUCCGCGCUCGGCAUCAUCAGAAUGGCCAGUCAAACCUGGUGGAGUUCUGGAUCGAUCAAACACACAGUCUCAUUCUCUCAACCCUGUUGUAGCUGCAGACAUUGCUGCGAAUCAUCCAAUUAAGGUCUUGGAGCUCCACCACAACCUGUUCAAGGAGAUACCAAGUUCUGUUGCUUUCUUCGCAGCUACGUUGACAACUUUGAGUCUAGCACACAAUGAGCUCACCAGCGACACAUUCUUGAAUGACGAUCUCGAAAUGCCAGCGUUGAAAGAGUUGAACCUCAGUUCUAACACAUUCAAUUCCGUCCAACCAUUGAUACAACAUCUCAAAGCGCCACUGUUAGAAAGACUCGAUAUCAGCUUUAACCGACUAAACUCAUUACCCCCGUUGAAGCGGUAUUUUCCAAGCUUGAUUACUCUCCUGGCUUCGAACAAUACAAUCAGGGAAUUAUCUCCUGAGUCGGUCAAAGGCUUGAGGGUACUUGAUUGUAGCAGCAACGACAUCAACAGUCUUAAUUCACGGAUUGGUUUGCUCGGCGGACCGGGUGGUCUUGAGAUGCUGGACGUUAAGGGCAACAGAUUCCGAGUCCCAAAGUAUACGAUUUUAGAGAAGGGAACGGAAGCUACUCUUUCAUGGUUGAGAGACAGGAUACCCGCUGGCGAAACGAGUCCCACAGAUGUUGAUUAGGGGUUUAAUUACAGAUAAUGUAGAUAUGUGGCUGGUCUUGGCGUUGAGAGGUUGGAAGGCUGGAAGCAGUGGAAGCGGUUGAUCCUUUUGGAGGUAAUUGGUCCUGUAUCCCUAAUCACUGCUGCCUACAAGGGCUGUAGCAUAUACAUAAUAGUAAUGUCGUUCUUUUGGGU